CCAGAAAGACGUCCGCCGACCCCGGCGCACCAAGCUCCCGCACAGCCAUCGGCGGCGGCACGCCGAGCUCCAAAUCCACCGGCACCGGAGCCUUCGGCAUCAAAGGGACCCGGCAGGAGGCGAAAGUCUACCUCUCCCAGGAAGGGCAAUCAAAGGUCGAAGCAUCGCACCCCACCCUGGCUGAAGAACAUCCGUCACCUCCAGAGGACUACGCGGCUCCUCAUUCCGCGGCUGUCGUUUGCGCGGGUGGUGAGGGAAAUACUGCAGGGUUUGGCCCCCAGUCGCUCCGACUGCUACUACAUGCAGGGGCUCGCCUUGCAGGCGCUACAGGAGGCGUCGGAGGUCUUCGUGAUGAAUUUCCUGUCUGCGAGUUACCAGUGUUCCCUCCACGCCAAGAGAAAGACCCUGAUGAAGCAAGACAUGAUUUUCCUCCAGAACCUCCUCAAGGCCUUCGGCGCCUCCCUCGCCACAUCCUUCUGAAGCCGCCCACUUCCUUCAGACGCCGACGGUGCUCUGUACAUAGCUUCAUUUCUCCGACAUUGUAGAUAGUUUGCUUUUCAUCGUUGCAUUUCCAACACUUUGUUCGCCCCCAAGCUGACAGUGCGGUGGAAGCUUGUCGCCGCACUGUCGGCUCGGGGACGAAUGUGCGGUCGCGGGCCCAAGAGGCAGGAAAGCGCCGCCUCGCAGGUUCGAUCGCAUUUCAGUUUUUUGCGUCCGCGGCCAUGUGCGGACGAAUACAUUCACUCGUCGACAAUCUCACUCUCUUCCUCCUAUCUUUUUAGUGUUUUAACUGUCAACUCGUGCUUUUUGCUUUUCGACGACAAAGUUGCGUUUGCGAUGUUACCGGACAUGCGACCCGCGUUCGCCAACGCGUAAUGUUCCUUUGCGGAGGACGAGCGUUCGGAAGCGUCGCCUCGCAGGUUCGAUCGCGUUCCGGUUUGUUGCGUCCGCGGUUGUGUGUGGAUGAAGUCGUUCACUCAUCGAUAUUCUCACUCUCUUCCUCGCGCCUUUUUAGUGUUUUAACUGUCAACUCGUGCUUUUUGUUUUUCGACGACAAUGUUGCGUUUGCGUUUUUACCGGACACGCAACCCGCAUUCGGAAGCAUGCGACCUGCUCCGACCUGCGGACUGGUGUCAUAUUCUCAAUCGUAAACAACCCUCAAGCUCUAUCGACAACAUUUUUUUCAAUGGUACUGAACUUACCGGAUAUUCUUUAGCAAAUGCCUUUAACGAGCAUUUUAUCAAUAUUGCAAGUAAUGAUGAGACUCUACAUUCUUCUGCUUUUAGCGACAAAAGAAACAAUGACUCCAUAUUUUUAGAGCCGGUGGUCGAACCAGAAGUAAAUUCCAUAAUUUUACAAUUAAACAAUAGUGGAAGCUGUGACGCGGAUGGUAUUCAGAUAAGACCCGUCAAGUACGUUGUUCGCUUGAUAGCGCCGGCGUUAUUUCAUGUUUUUAAUUUCUCUUUAUCCACGAGCGUAUUUCCAAAGAAAAUGCAGAUAGCUAAGGUGUUAGUAUUGCAUAAAAAAGGAAGCGUAAACGAAAUGGGGAAUUAUCGGCCUGUUUCUAUACUCCCAGUUUUCUCUAAAGCUCUCGAAAAAAUACUUUAUACUCGAAUUAUGACGUUUUCAAACAAAUAUAACUUAAUAAAUACCUCACGGUUUGGAUUUAUGAAAAAUAGGUCUACCGAGGCUGCCUUAUUAUCUAUAAACAAAUUUAUUCUCCAAAACUUCGAGAAAAAAAAAACUGGUUCUCGGUGUGUUUGUCGACUUCUCAAAGGCGUUUGACUGCCUUAAUCAUAAAAUACUUCUAGCAAAAUUGGACACUUACGGUUUCCGAGGGCAUGCCUUGCAGCUAAUAAAGUCAUACCUGGAGUAUUGAUUGCAAUACGUUUACUUUGGUGUACUGCAAGGUAGUAUACUGGGUCCCUUUCUCUUUAACAUAUACAUAAAUGACAUAAUCAACAAAGAUUCAGAAGCGAAAUUUGUAAAUUAUGCUGACGACACAAGUAUAUUUUUCUCUGCAGAAAAUACCGACUUAUUAAUUGAUAAGGCAAACCGAAUGCUUUCCGGGUUGAAUUUGUGGAGUACAUAUAAUGCACUUCAAAUAAACACAGAAAAAUCAAAAGCAGUGCUCUUUCGCCCUAAAAAUGAAAUAAUCAACAUUAUGAGAGAUCUUAGUUUAGACUCAGCCGAGAUUGAGAUUGUAAAUUCCUUUAAAAUUCUAGGCGUCAUUUUUUCGGAUAUGUCAUGGGAUGAACAUGUUAACUACAUUAUUACAAAGCUGUCUAGAACUGUCGGCAUGUUAAACCGCCAUUGUUAUACCUUACCGAUACACGUCAAGUUACUAGUUUAUAAUUCCUUGUUCUACUCGCACUUAAAUUAUUGUAAUUUAGUUUGGGGUACCACCACUUCAACGAAUCUUGAAAGGGUUCAUUUGUUACAACAAAAUAAAGCAAUAAGAGCUAUAGCCGAUGUCCCAUUUCAAUCGCAUACAUCCGACCUAUUCAAAAAGUUCCGCAUUAUCAAUGUGCACAUUUUGUAUUCUUACAGGCUCAGUACAAGCCUUAAGAUAGAGCUAAUUAGGAACACAAGCUUCCUACACUCCGCGACAAC
This is a messenger RNA of Ixodes scapularis (black-legged tick), 2613 nucleotides long. RefSeq names its product histone H3-like centromeric protein A. Lineage: Eukaryota; Metazoa; Arthropoda; Arachnida; Ixodida; Ixodidae. Gene Ontology annotation, cellular component: nucleosome. Gene Ontology annotation, molecular function: protein heterodimerization activity; DNA binding; structural constituent of chromatin. The transcript is spliced from 3 exons. The annotation marks the transcript as partial. The record is from RefSeq and is a predicted model, not a curated record.